Molecule: messenger RNA, 6146 nt
Organism: Carassius auratus (goldfish)
Lineage: Eukaryota; Metazoa; Chordata; Actinopteri; Cypriniformes; Cyprinidae
Gene: hoxa3a
Product: homeobox A3a
Exons: 4
Coding region: 2898-4130 (410 amino acids)
Biological process (GO): anterior/posterior pattern specification; embryonic skeletal system morphogenesis; regulation of transcription by RNA polymerase II
Cellular component (GO): nucleus
Molecular function (GO): RNA polymerase II cis-regulatory region sequence-specific DNA binding; DNA-binding transcription factor activity, RNA polymerase II-specific
Source: RefSeq, a predicted model, not a curated record
UUUAAAAUCUAAAAUUUGGAUGUUAGAUAUAGAAAACUAUAUAGCACAUGUUCAAAGUACAAGUUAGCUAUAUACAGAUGUUGUUUGUAUUGAUUUUAACCCACCCGUUUUCUCAUUACGUUAUCAUUAUGUUAUUAAACAAUUUAAUAGUAGGCUAGGGAAUUUUCUCUCAAUAAUUCAGAUUUAUGUACUUUUUUUUAAGUAAAUGUCAGUUUAUAUACAAACUUUAAAUAAAGUGAAUUACUGUAGCCUACUUUUAGAUUGAUGUAAUGUGGUUAUGUAGGCUACUUUUCGAUUGUUUAAAAAAUAUCUAUUAUAAGGCAAUUGUAAACAACAACAAGUAGUAGCCUAGUAGUAAUGAUAAAAAUAACAACAACAAUAAUAAUAAUAACAAUAAUAUAUUCUAGAUGUUCAUAAGCUACUAAAUCUCAUAUGCAGGACAGUCAGUCACCUGUUUCUAUCAUAAUCAAAACACAGGCUACAGAAAAGAUAAGAUUUGUAACUUUUAUUUUUAUUUCAUUCACAUUCAUCAAACGUUGUCCGAUCUCAUGAGCAGAACUGUUAAAAAGUCAAAGAUCAUUGCCGUUCAACUGGCAUUAUCGUCUAACUUAGCUGAGCUGUAGGCCUACAUCAUUAGCUUUGACGAUGAUCACGGUAUUUCUAAGGAAAAUAAUGAUCUUCGUCUUCGUUUUGUAGUAAUCUUAGCUUGCUUCAGGAGCUCCAAAUGUCAGAAUGGAGUACUACAGAUUUGUUCUGUCCCCUGACGAAACUCCACGAACCAUUUAGAGUGAAAAUACAGCCCUGUCUGUGCUUCUUGGAAAGAAGCAGACUACUUUGUUAAGAAAUAAAAACUAAAUGUUUGAAAUACGUUUAUGCUGGUCUGCAGUCACUAAAGUAAGGACAAUGAUUUAAAUAAAAACAAGUGAUGUUAACAAAAUAACAUAAAAAGACAGGAAUUAUUUGCACCGUUUAUGCUCUGUCCUGGUUCCGAAUAAUGUGCAAAAGCGUUCUUGAUGAACUUUGUGCUCGGGUCAGUGGGAAGUUUAGGAGGCAUGUUGAAAUGUAUGAGAAGCGAACAGACAGACCCUAGGGACCCUAGGCAGAUUCGCGUUGCGUCUCGCAACACCCCAGGGCUGUUUCUAGUUAUAGCAGGCAGGUGAAUACUCUAACAAAAAGGUCUAAACAACACAAGUCUGACUAAAGCUGUUCUUGAAACACGUUUACCCUUUUAAAUAUUUGACUUUCAUAAGUCACACUUGAUAAAGCACAUUACACAUCACAGCAACUGCACGUCAGAAUGAAGAUGUAUAAUGCGUCGCCUUGGCACUGUUCACUCAAAAAGCGGGCAACGUUGGCCUCUGUCCAAGAUCUCUUUCCACGAGUAUGGAAACAAAAUAAUAACACAGUUCGGCUCAUGUUAAAGUCGGAAAAAAAUGUGUGUGCUCCUUCAAAUUGUGGUUUUGGAGAGAACAAAGCAUUGGUGUAAGGGGGAGAAGCGGUCCCUGGCUGGGGUGAUUAAUUAUCUACAGGGCUUCACCACGUCUGUUGGAUGAGCUUUCAGCCUAAACACUCUGCUGCCGGAAAACAAGCACCAAAUGGUGGUAAAGAGAAGGCCCCUUUCGGGACGGGUCUUCUUUCUUUUGUUUGUUGAGGUAGACUUGAUAGAUCACUGCUCUAUAAAGAUGUCAGAACUGUAGCUUCGGCUCCUGUGACUCUUGUAACUAAAGGUUAUGAUGUCUAAAAUAGUACCUUCUGCACAGACACUGUUACAUAUGCACAUUCAUCAUUUUCAGUGUUUCAGUGUUGACACGAGCAAAUUCUAAGGUCAAAAAGAUCAUAUGCUUGGUAGUAGGUCCGCAGAUAACAAGAACUUCCAUUGAGUCUUGUUUGACUGAUACACUGUGAUCACCGAGAGAGGGCCACCUUGCACACACGAGUUCUUUAAAGGUAUUCAGUAACAGUAAUAUUUUUUUAUAGAGAGAGAGUUGGUAGCUAGCAGUUUGAUGGUAUAUUUCUAAAAGAUAAUGCCAGAUGGGAGAUAAAUCAAGGAAACUCAUUAUUUUUUAUUUAUUAAUAUCAUCAGAACGUCAGGUAUAGUUCUAUUGCAAAUGCAUUUGUUUCCUGUAACACUGGCACUCAAGAAGACUAUUGGUGUUAAGAGGUCCAAAUACUUGUGGCACGCUUUUGUAUAUGUGUGGCACAGCCCAUUAAGCCUACUCCCAAAACAAUAUUUUCCCAUAUGCUAAUCUGUGAUGUGCUUUUUUUCUGGUUAAAAAGGCUAAAAAGUAAGACAGAAAUUUUAAAUUGCGAGGAAGUAUUUCGAACACACUACUUCCAUCUUUGUGAUCCUCCUCAAAGGGGACUAACAGUAGUCUCUAUUAAUGAUUUACAGUUCAAAAAAGGUUUCCUUUUUAAUAGACACUUGGUCACGUGAGUGGGGCGCAUAAUAUGGUUGCGAUAUUAUGAUGAAGGGGGUGGAUGGCUUGGAACCCCGGUCUGCUGCUGUGCUGAUAGCGCUAGUCUACUUCACUAAAGUGGGGUUGGGUCAUUGUAGACUUGCUGGAAAGCCGGAGAGAUAGGGAUUGGAAAAAAUUAAAAGGAACGAAAGACCAUGGUACGUUUUGCGGAUGAUGUUAUACAGCUGUCAUGAACGGAUAUGUUUUCUACACAGAAAAAGACAGAAAGCCCUGCACACCAUGAGGAUGGAUUUUAUUUUGAGAUCUCCAAAUAAAUGAAUGUGCUCCAUCACUAAGCCUACGAGAGACUGUGUUUUGCUUAAGGUUCAUCCGUAAAGCCCAUUGGCGAAGAGGUGUCACGUGAUUACGCCGAGCCAAUGUUCUUCUACGAAGGUGUCAGGACCUUGUCAGAAAGUGAAAUAAACAUUGGGAAACGGCGAGAUGCAAAAAGCGACCUAUUGCGACGGCUCAGCAAUUUACAGUGGCUUUCCCUAUCAAAGCGCAAACGGUUUAGUUUAUGAUGCCAAUCAGCAGCAAUAUCUCCAGGCCCUUCAUGUGGAAAGUGAGUACCAUCAACAGGCCUGCUCCCUGCAGUCCCCAGGUGGCUCUGCAGCUCUGCAUAAACCCAGUGAAAUCUCCGAGGGGUGCCAACGAAGUAACGGGUCACAAGCUCCAGUACCAGACGUUCCCGACAACAACCAGCCCCCUACUGCCCCUUCUGGACCAUCUUCCCCCAGUUCCCUGAACCAAAUACCUAACAGUGAUACCACCGCCAAGAACCCAGGGCACGCAUCUCCACCGCCAGGCACAAGAAAACACAUUUUUCCGUGGAUGAAGGAAUCCCGUCAGAACACAAAGCAGAAAUCCUGUAGCACCAUUUCAGAGAGCUGCGCUGGAGACAAGAGUCCCCCCGGAUCGGCCGCCUCCAAGCGCGCUCGUACUGCAUACACGUCUGCUCAACUCGUGGAGCUGGAGAAAGAAUUCCACUUCAACCGUUACCUCUGCCGCCCCCGACGAGUGGAAAUGGCAAAUCUGCUCAAUUUGACGGAAAGACAGAUUAAGAUAUGGUUUCAGAAUCGCAGGAUGAAAUACAAAAAGGACCAGAAGGGGCUAGGAAUGAUGCCCUCUCCUGGAGCACAGUCUCCUCACAGUCCCGUUGCCUUAUCAUCUGGUGGCGGAGGAGGGGGUGGGAGUGCAUAUUUAAAUUCAAUGCAUUCUCUGGUUAAUAGCGUGCCCUACGAUUCACCCUCUCCAGCAUCGUACAACAAACCCCAGCCUAAUGCAUACAGCCUACCUACGUCAUAUCCACCUCCUCUGAAUAACUGCCCGCCUCCUCAGAAGCGGUAUCCGGGGACCGGCACAGCCACACCGGAAUACGACACGCAUCAUCUUCAAGGCAACAACAAUUACGGGACGCAAGUGCAGGGUAGUCCGGUUUAUUUAAGUGGUGGUGGAGGCUACUCGGAUUCUUUGGUGGGGAUGGGGGCCUCGGUAUUUGGCCUGACACAUCUACCGCAUCCACCUCAAGGCAAUAUAGACUACAACGGCGCUAUCACCAUGGGAAAUAGCCAUCAGCAAGGGACUUGCGAACCAAACCCAUGCACAUUCACAGACAUUACACCGCACUAUUCUCAGGGAAGAAUUCAGGAAGCGCCCAAACUGACGCAUCUAUAGUGCCGACACAAUGUAUGUCUGUCCCAGUCCACGUGACACAUUUGCUCUCCGUGUCUAACUGCGUUCUCCCGUUCUCAACCACCUAUAGCUGCGUAUAUUUGGUUCAUAUUGGUUUCCCGACAUAGCCUCAGGUGAAGAGACCUUGUUGUUGGUUAUGCUUAAUACAUAGAAAAGGAAAUCAAAGUUCCUCAAAGCUCAAAUGUCUUGACAUCAUGGGAAUAUCUAGGCCUGUAUUGUUUUGAUGAAAUAGGAAACAGGGUAUCAGAACACAUAUUAGAAAAAGUUUUUAUUUGUAUUUUAAGUCUUCAAAAUUCUCCUCGGUUCACGAUUUAUUUUCUGUUUUGCAUUUUGCACUUGAGGAAGGAUGCAUAUGAACAAGAUUUUUUUUUAUUCAACAGUCUUAUACAGUGUGGGCUCGUGUCUUUUAGGUCUUUCAAAUGUAUUUAUUUGUUUCCAUGGACAGUAGAUUUUGUUAUUCAGCCCACAUCAUGCAGAUUCCUCCAGUUAUGUCAGUGCUGAAACAAGUGCUAACAGCAAGAUUGUUCAUCAAAGGUCAAUGUGUUCAAAUAUUAAUCGAUGUGUGCAAAUGUUAGUCAUAUGUUGCUUAGACAUUCGAAAGAGACAACGAUCAAAAGCUUUUUAUUAGUUUGAAAUCCGACAUGUCAAACAAUUAAUGCUGCUCCAUUUCUGAAGAAAUAAAAGACACUAAUUGACUUAAGUGUUUGCCUUCAUAGUAUAGGUGUUACACAACAACAACAAAAAAAAACAUCAGAGAAUUAUCAAUAUAAUGAAAAGUGGAUCAUUUGCUCAGCUCUUUGGUUCAAAUUCAGCAAAAUGAAAAUAAACUUGCAUAUUAUUAAAACUAAUGAAAGACAUUUGGAAAUAGGGAGAGACAACCAAAUACUGAUGGAUGUACUGAGUAAGAGUGGUACACCGUCAUUUCCUGCAGUCUUGCAGUUUGUAAAAAAGUGCAAGAAAUCCCAUCCAUUGUCGUGACUGUCUCCUACAGUCCUCCACCAGUGCCUGUGGCAGAGAAAAAACUCUUUAAAACUGGCUUUAAAACUCUGAAAUGCUCAAGCCCAGUCCUCCUUUAGACCAACAACAGUGCAAUGUAUAAAAGACAGAUGAAACAUUAAGCAAUAGGGAGAAAGAAAACACACAUUACACACACACACAAAAAAAACACAUCAAUGCAAAAUUCUCUGGAACAACUGGUAUUUUAAGUCUAAAUCUAGAGACUCAAUUUUUAAUAUCAAUAUUGUUGUUCCAUAAUUUCACUUUACAUGAAAUUACGCUAAACUAAAUUACUAAAAACCUUGUUGUGUAGUACACUGGUUAAAAAGAUAAUUGCUAUUAAAAAAAAAAAAGCAAAUAUAAUAAAAAAAAUCACUAUACGUCUUUUUAGUCUAUUUAGCCCAUAAAAUUAAAUUACUGCCGUCUUAAUGUUAUAAAUAAAUGCAAAACUUGGAUUUUGUAGUUUUCUGUAAAAUGCCCUAAUAUAGCAUAAUGUUAGCAGAAGCUUGCGUGAGGCAAAUCAAUUUAGGACAUGUUAACCCAAGAUGUGGUUAUGGGUUUCAUGGGAAAAAAACAAGGCCAUGUUUUCACCAACUUGGAAUGAGUGUCAUCUCCCCGUGCUGUAUAACCAGUAUAACACUACGCCGCAAUGAAAUGAACGCUUCCUUUCAUUUAUCAAAUUAGGCUGGCUAUGGAAUAUGAAAUAAAUUUAUUCUUCGAAAGCAAAUUACUGAUCUCCUUAUGUAAAACUGAAAAUGCCAGGUCACUUUUAGUCUGUGUUUAUGAGCGAGAGGAGCUUUUUCCAGCCUCUCCUCUCGUUCUAGGGUUUGUUUCUCGUAGAGUUAGAAGGUUUAAAUGUGUUGUGGGGGCAUGAGGCUGUCAGACCUUUUGGCAAGUAAGAUUGAUCGCCGUGCAUGCUUCUAGAACUCUUUGUUUAGUAUAUAGGCUAAGCACUGAAGCUACAAACGACCAAAGUAAAAAAAAAAAAAAAAUCCCCUCCCU